Drosophila guanche is the source of this 2487-nucleotide messenger RNA. It is a transcript of the gene Pkg21D, whose product is annotated as cGMP-dependent protein kinase, isozyme 1. Lineage: Eukaryota; Metazoa; Arthropoda; Insecta; Diptera; Drosophilidae. The coding region runs from base 155 to 2449 and encodes 764 amino acids. The record is from RefSeq and is a predicted model, not a curated record. Gene Ontology annotation, biological process: protein phosphorylation. Gene Ontology annotation, molecular function: ATP binding; cGMP-dependent protein kinase activity. The transcript has 5 exons.
CACUGAACGGUACGGUACGGAACGCCACACAGUACGCGGCACGGAAUCAUCAACGUUAGCCGCCGUCUGAAUGGGAUACCCCAUAGCAGCACCUUCACACAGACCUCUGACUAACCUUUUGCCGCCGUUUAAUUGUUGCUGCUGCUGCUGACCCAUGGCCCGGCCAAUGGAUGAUCGAGAGCGCGAGGCCAUCUUGCAGACUCUGCACCAGGAUGUGAUGGCGCUCAAGGAGAUGGUGCGGAAUCGGGAGAGCGAGCUGGUCAAGCUGCACCGGGAAAUACACAAGCUGAAGAGCGUGCUACAGCAGACCACCAACCAUCUGAAUGUCACCCGAAAAGAGCAGUCACCCACAAAGACAAAGCUCUACUCGCUGCCGGAGCAGUGUGGCGAGGUGAGCAGCAGCCAUGUGAAUGCACAUUUGUGCACGUCCUGCGGCAUGGUGCUGCCCAGCAAUCCAGAGUUUGCGAUGGAGGCGCUGUCGCUGGGUCCAGCAACAGGUACAGCAGCGGGAGGUACAGGAGCGGCUGCUGCGCCUGAGCUGCGACCUAAGCCCGUGCCAGCGGCCAUCAAGAAGCAGGGCGUCUCCGCCGAGAGCUGCGUGCAGUCCAUGCAGCAGUCCUACAGCGCACCAAUACCCAAAUACGAAAAGGAUUUCAGCGCCAAGCAACAGAUCAAAGAUGCCAUAAUGGACAAUGAUUUCCUCAAGAACAUCGACGCCUCGCAGGUGCGUGAGCUGGUGGAUUCCAUGUACUCCAAGAGCAUAGCCGCUGGCGAGUUUGUCAUACGCGAAGGCGAGGUGGGCGCCCAUCUGUACGUCUCGGCUGAAGGGGAAUUUGCGGUGAUGCAGAAUGGCAAAGUGCUGGACAAGAUGGGGCCGGGCAAGGCCUUUGGGGAGCUGGCGAUACUCUACAAUUGCACUCGCACCGCCUCCAUCCGCGUGCUGAGCGAAUCUCGUGUUUGGGUGCUGGAUCGGCGCGUCUUCCAGCAGAUUAUGAUGCGCACGGGCCUGCAGCGGAUUGAGAAUAGCGUCAAUUUUUUGCGCUCGGUGCCGCUGCUGCGGAAUCUCAGCGAUGAGCUGCUGGCCAAGAUCGCCGACGUCCUCGAGCUGGAGUUCUAUGCCGCCGGCACGUACAUCAUACGUCAGGGCACCGCCGGCGAUAGUUUCUUUCUCAUCUCGCAGGGCAAUGUGCGCGUGACACAAAAGCUGACGCCCAAUGCGCUGGAGGAGACGGAACUGAGGACACUCGCCCGCGGCGAUUACUUCGGCGAACAGGCGCUCAUCAAUGAGGACAAGCGAACGGCAAAUAUCAUCGCACUGUCGCCGGGCGUCGAGUGCCUCUCGCUGGAUCGCGACUCGUUCAAGCGGCUGAUUGGGGAUCUGUGUGAGCUGAAGGAGAAGGACUAUGGCGACGAGAGCCGCAUGCUGGCCAUGAAGGCGGCCGCCCACAGCGAUGAGGUGCUCGGCGCACAGGCGCAGCAGCAGGAGUUUCCCGAUCUGCGACUCACAGAUCUCGAGGUGGUCAGCACUUUGGGCAUAGGUGGCUUUGGACGCGUGGAGCUGGUCAAGGCGCACCAUCAGGGCCGCGUGGACACGUUCGCGUUGAAGUGCCUGAAGAAGCGGCACAUUGUGGACACCAAGCAGGAGGAGCACAUCUUCAGCGAGCGCCACAUCAUGCUCAGCUCCCGCUGUCCGUUCAUCUGCCGGCUGUAUCGCACCUUCCGCGAUGAGAAGUAUGUCUACAUGCUGCUGGAAGCGUGCAUGGGCGGUGAGAUCUGGACCAUGCUGCGUGAUCGUGGCUCCUUCGAGGACAAUGCCGCGCAGUUCAUCAUUGGCUGUGUGCUGCAGGCGUUCGAGUAUCUCCACGCGCGGGGCAUCAUCUAUCGCGAUCUGAAGCCUGAGAAUCUAAUGUUGGACGAGCGCGGCUACGUGAAGCUGGUGGACUUUGGCUUUGCCAAGCACAUUGGCACCAGUGCCAAGACGUGGACAUUCUGCGGCACACCAGAGUACGUCGCGCCCGAGAUUAUCCUCAACAAGGGCCACGAUCGUGCCGUGGACUACUGGGCGCUGGGCAUACUCAUCCACGAGCUGCUGAAUGGAACUCCUCCGUUUAGCGCCUCGGAUCCCAUGCAGACGUACAAUCUCAUUCUCAAGGGUAUUGACAUGAUUGACUUCCCGAAGCACAUCUCCCGCUGGGCCGUGCAGCUCAUUAAGCGCCUCUGCCGCGAUGUGCCCUCGGAGCGUUUGGGCUACCAAACCGGUGGCAUACAGGACAUCAAGAAGCACAAAUGGUUCCUUGGCUUUGACUGGGAUGGGCUGGCCAGCCAGCUGCUCAUACCGCCCUUUGUGCGGCCCAUUGCCCAUGCCACGGAUGUGCGCUACUUCGAUCGUUUUCCCUGCGAUCCCAAUGAGCCGCCGGACGAGCUCUCCGGCUGGGAUGCCGACUUCUAGCUUAAGCCACACUCUGUUGAUUUUUGCCAUUAAAAGUU